This is a messenger RNA of Cylicocyclus nassatus, 1080 nucleotides long. NCBI's taxonomy places the organism in Eukaryota, Metazoa, Nematoda, Chromadorea, Rhabditida, Strongylidae. The record is from the annotation of a GenBank genome assembly.
GUUUUGUGGUUGAAGCCAUCUAAUUUCCCUAUAUUUCUGUGAUCAAAAUUAUUUCAAAACAUGGUGUACUAUAAGCAGCAAUUUCCCCCAAAGCAGAGUGGUGUCUGGCGCAUGUCUUCACGGCGCCAAUCAGUGACUGCUAGCCUAUCACGGCAAGCACGGCGUUUGUCCGCUGCUCUAGCCCCUGGGCUUACGAAAAUCGACCCGGUCAACAUCUUACAAAAGGUCGAAGGGGUCGAAAUAAAGCUGAGUGACAAGACGCAGUUACAAAGGGUUGUGAAUCAGUACAUACUGCGCAACGACGUGAAUUUUGAGCCGGUCGAGUUCAACAUACUAGAUCCUGGAGGCUACCCUAUAAUGCAGGCUAGUCUCUAUCCCGAAGGAUUCGUAGUCACCGAGUCAAAACGCAAAAUUUGCGAAGUCUCAGUGGUUGGUGAUGACGAUUCUCCUACCUGUAUAGCUAAGAUAAAACAUCCGGUGACAAGUAUGAGUGUUUAUGAGUUACGGGACAUGGGUGGUACAAUAUGUGUUACGUCGAAUACGGAUGAAGUGCAUGGUACCACUAUCGUAUCAAGUGCUGAAGGAUGGAUGCGGUUACUGUUCGCAUGUGGAUGUGCCUUUUCCAGAGACAAAUGGUCUCUGGUCACAAAAGAUGUCACACGAGCAAUCAUAAUUCCAGUGUCAUCGUGUUUUCGCGAGAACUAUGUGAAAAUUGAAUGGUCGACAAGCAGCGAAAACGAGCUUCGAUUGAUAGCCGUUUCGUAUGGACUCGCUCUGAUGGUCCGCGAUGCAUUCCCUUCACUCAUGCAUGUACUCAAGGAAUUCCGCAAUCGACGUGGAUGACUUCACGAACAUCCUUCACUACUUCGUACGUAGUUGCGACGCAAACGCACCCACAUCUUUAUCUUAGCACCGGAGGUAGCGUAGCCACUCUUGAAGAGUAACUUUUCUUCAAUGAAGAAAAGCCCGACAUUAUAUUCUGGGGCUUCUGCUUUUUUUCUAUUGAAAUGGUUACACCGUCAAGAUUAAAAUCAGCUGCGAUAUUUUUUAGCGCCCUGCCAUCUGCUCUUAGUGGAAAAU